Messenger RNA from Rotaria sp. Silwood2, 222 nucleotides. Lineage: Eukaryota; Metazoa; Rotifera; Eurotatoria; Philodinida; Philodinidae. The record is from the annotation of a GenBank genome assembly.
AUGGAAUGGGAUCAUUGUCAAUUUCAUGAAGAUUGUGGAGAAGGAAAUUGCUGUUAUGUGCAUUUUCGAUUUCGUAGCUUGCCGAAAUGGUUUUGUCGACCGAAUCGAAAUGAUAUAACUGAACUAUGUGCGCCUUUAACUAGAUAUCGUUCACUCAAAGAUGUACCAGCUUGGAAACAACAACAACAAGAACAACAACAACGACAACAGCCACAACGAUAA